This is a messenger RNA of Suillus subaureus, 930 nucleotides long. RefSeq lists its product as uncharacterized. The transcript is spliced from 4 exons. Lineage: Eukaryota; Fungi; Basidiomycota; Agaricomycetes; Boletales; Suillaceae. The record is from RefSeq and is a predicted model, not a curated record. Bases 1 to 930 code for a protein of 309 amino acids.
AUGGAGAAUACACCAAAUGUUUCACGUAACGAUACGUCCCCCCGAAAACGCAAAAGAGACCGUAGUCGCUCAGAAUCUAUUACACCACCCCCACAACUUCCCAUACACCAACUCAACAAUGCGAGGGCAUUGGUCAGACAAGCGCUUGCUGUUGCUCCACCUCGCGCCCCCUCACCAAUUCAAACUCCCGAUGAACCAGCGGAUACUUCUGACUUGAAUCCGGAGCUCGCAAGAAUCGCUGAGGAAGUUCGUAGAAGGGCUGUAGCAACCAAGAACACGCCAGAACAAGGCGGUGGCCCUGAGUUAGUUAUCAUCAAGGUCCGAUGGCAACCUCAUCCGCUGAACACAGCUGGUACAAAAGAUGUUUGGAACUUUAAGAUGAAAAGACAUGACACAUUCCGGUACUUGUUUGAGGAAUUGGCAGACAUGGCCGCUGUCUUGGUAGACCAUCUUGUCGUCAGUCACGAUGGAAAACGUUUGUUUGCUUCAGGCACACCGCACGGUCUUCGAAUUUGGGCAGAAGGAGAGCUCGAAGCAUGUGAUCAAACAACUUGGGAUUACGUACGUGCUCAACGCCAUCAACAGGCUCCAAUGGCCGCUCAGUCGUCAAAUAAUUCACCGUCUCCGGAAAGAGAAUCAGACGCGGAAUCGGAAGCCGAGUCCACUGGCGGCGACAAAAUCAAGCUCGUGCUCAGGUCGGCGGCUACUGAGGACAAUAUUAAUCUUACAGUUCGACCUACAACAACGUGUGGAGCCAUUGUCAAAGCGUUUCUCAAGGCGGCUGGUCUAUCUGAUCGAUACCCUGUUUCUCCGCGAACUGCACAAGCCAUGCCUCAGCUAAUGGUUGAUGGUGAUAAGAUGGCAGAUGACAUGGAAAUCGGAGAGGCGGACCUAGAUGAUGGAGAUCUGGUCGAAGUUGUUGGACUGUGA